UUGUCUUAUCAUUUCAAACUGUUUAAAAAGGCAAACUAUUAACUUUUUCUUCUAUUUUCAGGCAAUGUCAGCAGCCAAGCUAAGAUGGCUUUUAUGGUUGCCCGAUCCUUCCACAUAUAUGUUUCAAAUAUACAAGCGUGCAGACAAUUGCUAACUGGAAGCAGAGCCUUCCACCAUUUCUGUCAGAAAAUGACAAUCAGCUACUUUGAUUCUUCUAUAUUGGAAAAACGAAGAGGGUUCCCAUGUACUUUUCGUAGAAACUACCACGUGAAACUAAAAAAUCAUACUAACCCUGUUGUGGAAGCAGUGCAACAUCUUGGAGAGGCCAAUAACGAUUUAAAAUCUAAUAGCAAGACAGUAGGGGAACAGAUAAUUUUGAAGGAAUUGAACCAAUGGUCUUCCUACGACGAUAUUUUCAAAUUUGUGAGUUCGUUGGAAAGUUUAUCUGACACCAUGGUAGCCGCUAUCUUUCAGCGAUUGGGUGAAGUCCAGCUACAGGACAGCUUAAUGAAAAGUCCCGAGUUGCUGACGGAAAAUGAUAUGUUCAAAUCACUUUGCUUGCAGUUGGAAAAAGAUUCUAUACAUAUAUCUGACUCUGCUCUUGUAAAUUCUCUAAAUGCUUUGGCAAAGUUGCAUGUGGAUCCCUGCAGUUCCUUGAUGGUUUCCUUGGUGUCAGAGAGCCAGCAACGUCUUGAUAAGGGACAAAUGACUAUUAAAAAUUUGUGUAUUCUUGGAGAAGGUUUAUUUAAUCUUGGAGGACCAGAACCUGCUAUGCUGGAACAAAUUAUGAAUCAAAUUCAGAGUACAAAUGUUGAGGACUGGAAGGUUGAAGAAAUGAUCCUAGUUUACAGAACUCUGCAGCUGUAUGCAGAUAGGAAAACGAACAUGUUCCAGAACCUGUUAAGCAAAAUGAACAGUUUUGCAGAGACGGAAGGUUGCCAGUUCACUCCCAAACAGACAAGUACAGUGUUAAGUGCUCUGGUUGUUUUAGAUGAAACCCAGGUCAAUAACCUGAUCAUAAAACUUUGUAAGCAUGCAUCAUGUUAUAUCCCAUACUUUACAGAUGAUGAAAUGAUAAAUGUGCUGGAAGCAUUCAUUCAUUUCAGAUGCUCUGACCAGUGUUUCACAGAGGCCCUAGAAAAACAUGUUACUAAAUUUGGCUUUGUGAUGCAUCCCAACACAAUUUCCAAAAUCAUGCAGUACUGCAGUACGCUAUGCAUUCUUUCCAAACCCAUAUUCAACGCAGUGGCAGAAACCUUUGUCUACAGUGCUGAUAAUUUCACCGUUCCGCAGAUUGUUGAGCAGGUUGUUCCAUUUGGGAAGCUCAACUAUUUGCCGCCAUCUGCUCCAUCUUUUUUCCGGCAGGUUGAAAGGUUCGUUAGCACGCGAAUUUCUGAGUUUGAGCCUCAUGAACUUCUGAACCUUCUUCAUUCCUGCAUUCUCAUUCAAUGCUACCCGCUAAAUUUUAUGGAAAAACUGUUCAGCCCCUUCUUUCUGCAGGAAUUGCAAGCUAAAAGUCCAAGACCGAAGAUUUUUUCUCAGUUGAGUCAGCUGAUUUUAACAAUUCAACUGGAGUGUCCAUACUAUAAGAAGCCCUGGCUUCCGCUAGACUACCAAGUCAAGUCCUUUUACACUAGAUGUCAGUCAUUAGAAUCCAAGGUUGAUCUUCAUCUUUUCAACAGAGUGAAGGCUGGCAUGAUUGACCUCUUAGGGAGCCAAAAAUAUUUUGUCUAUAAUGUUCUGACACCAUAUCACUACACAAUAG
Molecule: messenger RNA, 1765 nt
Organism: Thamnophis sirtalis
Lineage: Eukaryota; Metazoa; Chordata; Lepidosauria; Squamata; Natricidae
Source: RefSeq, a predicted model, not a curated record